Dalotia coriaria is the source of this 2093-nucleotide messenger RNA. RefSeq lists its product as uncharacterized. The transcript has 8 exons. The coding region runs from base 493 to 1926 and encodes 477 amino acids. Gene Ontology annotation, molecular function: scavenger receptor activity; protein binding. NCBI's taxonomy places the organism in Eukaryota, Metazoa, Arthropoda, Insecta, Coleoptera, Staphylinidae. The record is from RefSeq and is a predicted model, not a curated record.
GCGUCCCUUGUUCACAUUCACGUUCAUGCUUUGUGCAGAACUCGAUAAACAGAAGCAUCGCGACCACGGAUGCAAGUUCUCCAUCACCAAAGCACACAAAAUACAAAACACGAAAUAAACUUUAAUAUAACUCAACGCCGACUGCGAAUGUAAUUAGAUUUUAUUAAGAAAUUAAGCAGAUGUUUGAUGUUGCGUCGUCAGCGUUCACAAGUGUGAAGAAAUUGUAAACAUUUUACUCAGUAAUGUCGAGUUUACUCGUCCACAGUGCGUCGGCGGUUGAAUGAACAAUGUGAGAAGUUGCCGGACAGUUAUUAUUUGAGUUUGCGCCGAAUGUGAAGUGUGUGUAAAGUUUUAUCGGAAGUGGAAGUGACAUUUGAUUCUACACCAGCUAAAAACACGUCGAAAGACGUUGGUAAUGCAUCAGAAGUUGCCUAUCGUGGUGUGAAAGUGCGUCUGAGCGUAACUCCCUCUGGAUGUGAUUCAUCCAAGCCCAUGGGAAUGGACUUCCAGGACAAUGCGCUUGACACGCCUGAAAUCGGACGCGUAAUUAACGCGCCGGCGAUAAUUAACAAGCGGGCGGCGAUUGCCGCCGCUGCCGUUUGCUUCCUGCUCGCGACGGCGGCGAAUGCGGCUGGAUUAUCCGGCGAGCAUGUUUGCCAGCGCGAGGAAAGAUAUACAGUUAAUACAACCGAAUAUUUCCCUAAAAACAUCACAAUUCGUAGUUUUCAAUGGUGUAUGCAAGUUCCACCACGUUGUUCAACUUUUUCUUAUCGUAUUAUCAACGAAUCAAGGAUAAUUGAAGAAGAACGAAUCCGCCAGGUGAGCGUCUGCUGCGACGGCUAUGAACCAGAUAUUGAAGGCGAAAAGUGCGCGCCGUCGUGCAAAUUGCGAUGCGCGAACGGCAAAUGCAACGAAGAGAACAAGUGUUAUUGCGAGCCCGGCUACAGAGGUGACUAUUGCGAGACAGCUUGUGAUUCAAACCGCUGGGGACGUUAUUGUCGUUAUCAUUGCGAGUGCCAACGAGGAGUAUGCGAUUCAAACACGGGUAGAUGUCGCUGUCCUCCAGGCUGGACUGGAUUAAGAUGUGAGAAACCAUGCCAACCGGGUUUGUACGGUGCGAAUUGCGAGAGUAUCUGUGAGUGUAACACUGAUCAAAUUUGUGACUCACAAGAUGGCCGCUGCACGAAUAAAGUUAAGGUGGCGGUGCUUAAGAAGUACCACACUUUCGACACGAAUACUACAACAAAGGCGCACGGUGCCAAAAAGAUUGAUAUGUAUCUCUUAACAACGCCAAGCUCAUUAUCACCUGCUGGCAUUGCGCUAAUUACAACCACAAUUAAAACCACUACAGCCAGUGGUAAAUUAAAUGUUGUAAAUUACACUGAUAACGUAUCAACGGCGCAGAUCGCCGCCGAAGUCAAUAUCAAGAGUAUGGAUCGGACCGUGAUGAAAUCCGAUGAGGAGAUUUCGCCGAAAGAAGCGAAAGCACACGCCGAGGUCAUCGCCAGCGCGGAGGACAAUCACCAAGUGUACAAUUUCGCUGCGAUCAGUUUUCUGGCCAUCGUUGCACUAGCAGCGUCCGGUUUCCUCAUCGCCGUGCGAUUAUUAAAGCAAAAAGGCGGCGAAAUCAACAAAUCACCGCAAGAAACGCAAACAAAAAGUAUUUUUCAUACACCAUUACCUGAACCGCCACAAAGUCCUUUCUUUGAUUCUGCGCCUUGUGCGCUGUAUCAUCAACGUAUUGGUGAUAAUAACGUUGUUAUCAAUACAAGAUUAUCAUUUUCUUCGGUACAAACCACGCCAACCUUGGCUUAUAUUGACGAAUCAAACGAAUCCGAAGUUUUGGAUGCGUGCUAUGAUCAGUUACCGUCGACGCGCGGUACUUACAAGGCCACAACCGCCCCGAACCACCCCCAGCGCCUGUAAUCACCAAUAAUCCACCGGAAAAUGAUGAGAAUUUAUAUGAUGAGAUCCCACGCUGGACCAGAUCGACUGAUAACAAUGCACUGUAUAUUAAUACACGCAUCGAGAACAAAACUCAAUUUUAAUCAUUCAUUUGUAGCCGAUAUUUGUUGAUAAAUUAAUAAAUAAUU